AUGAUAGUGCUAGUGUUCAUAGUCGUGUUCGCACUGGCGUACUACGUCAACUUUCGGCGCUCCCGGCAACGGCUGUACGAGCUCGCGAAACAGAUUCCGGGCCCGUUCGACUAUCCACUGAUCGGUAGCAUCCUGAUCACGAUCGGCAAAGAUCCACUGCAGCUCGUGUCGCACCUGAUGGAGCUGAUGCACCAUCUGCCAUCGCCGAUGCGUGCCUGGCUCGGCCCGUACCUGCUGGUGGUCAUCGACGAACCGACGAUGGUGCAGGACGUGCUCAGCUCGCCGGACUGCGUCCAGAAGCCGUUCAUGUACGAUUUCUUCCGGCUCAGCAAAGGCCUGUUCGGUGCACCGGCCGACAUGUGGCGCCGGCACCGGAAGCUCCUGAACACGUCCUUUUCGCCGGCCGUGCUCAAGAGCUUCGUGCCGAUACUCAACGAAAAGGCGGCCGGGUUCGUGCACGAGCUGGCCGACGAGGCGUCAGCCGGGAGAAGCUUCGAUGUGCACAAACCGCUCGCCCGCUACACGGUGGUCAGCAUGGCGUCGACCACGAUGGGCGUCGAUCUGAGCGUUGAGAAGCGGGAAACACUCGAGGAGUACAGCAGCAACGCCAUCGAGUUGUUUACGGCGUGCUUCGAGCGGAUCUACAAAGCCUGGUUGCAUCCCGAGAUGAUCUUCCGGCGGACGGCCGCCUUCCGGGUGGAGCAAGAACGAAUGCAAACUUUCAAGAAAAUGUCCAAAAAGAUCAUCACCCUACGCCAGCACGUGCUGGCCCAGGAGAGCGGUCGCGAUCGGCAGGAUUCCGAUCCGGAGGACAAACAGGAUGCGUCUCCCAAGGGGAAAAUCUUCAUCGAACGCCUGGAGGAAAUGGUCCGCGAUCCCGCCCUCCACAUCGACGACGACGGCUUCCAGCAGCACAUCGAUACGAUUCUGUUCGGCGGCAACGACACGUCCGCGCAAACCCUCGCCAACACCCUACUCGCGCUCGGCAUGUACCCGGAGCUGCAGGAAAGGGUGUACCAGGAGAUCGUCGACGUGUGCCCGAGCGGCCCGAUCGCGUACGCCGACCUGUCCCGGCUCACGUACACGGAGAUGUUCGUAAAGGAAACGCUCCGCCUGCUGCCGAUAACGGGUCUGAUCGCGCGUUCCCCCACCAGGGAGAUUCCCUCGAAGGGCAUCACCAUUCCGAGCGGGGCCAUCGUCAUGGUGCCGGUGCUGAAAAUACACCGCGACAAGAAACUUUGGGGACCGGACGCGGAAACCUUCGACCCGGACAACUUCCUCCCGGAGCGGUGCCUCGAGCGACACCCGUACAGCUUCAUCCCGUUCAGCCAGGGGCCACGGAACUGCAUCGGGAUGAAGUACGGCUGGUUGUCGAUGAAAAUCCUGCUCUGCCACGUGCUACGGCGGUAUCGCGUCAGUACCGACAUAAAGCUGCGCGACAUUAAACUGUCCCUGUCGUUGGUGAUGAAGCUGAACACUAAACAUUUGAUACGGCUUGAACGGCGGAAGGAAGUCCCUUUGGAUCAAAGUAUUGUGUUUGAGGGGAAACCAGUGGGAUAA
Anopheles coustani is the source of this 1560-nucleotide messenger RNA. RefSeq names its product probable cytochrome P450 313a4. Lineage: Eukaryota; Metazoa; Arthropoda; Insecta; Diptera; Culicidae. The record is from RefSeq and is a predicted model, not a curated record. Bases 1 to 1560 code for a protein of 519 amino acids. Gene Ontology annotation, molecular function: oxidoreductase activity, acting on paired donors, with incorporation or reduction of molecular oxygen; monooxygenase activity; heme binding. The transcript has 3 exons.